AUGUCUCAAUCACUGCGACCCUAUCUCCAAGCCGUCCGGAGCAGUCUGACGUCCGCCCUGACGCUCUCCAAUUUCGCUUCCCAGACCGCCGAACGUCACAAUGUCCCAGAGAUCGAGGCUCAAACAUCACCUGAAGUCCUCCUGACGCCCCUAACGAUUGCCCGAAACGAAAACGAGCGAGUUCUGAUCGAACCGAGUAUCAAUUCCGUGCGGAUAUCCAUCAAGAUCAAGCAGGCCGACGAGAUCGAGCACAUCCUCGUCCACAAGUUUACUCGUUUCCUGACGCAGAGAGCCGAAUCGUUCUUCAUCUUGAGAAGAAAGCCAAUUAAGGGAUACGACAUUUCAUUCUUGAUUACGAACUUCCACACCGAGGAGAUGCUGAAGCACAAGCUGGUCGACUUUAUUAUCCAAUUCAUGGAGGAGGUUGACAAGGAGAUUUCGGAAAUGAAGCUCUUCGUAUGUCCCCUCACUGUUGAUCCUUCUGCCAUGGCAGUUUCUGACAGCACACAGUUGAAUGCGAGAGCUAGAUUCGUUGCCGAAUCUUUCUUGACUCCCUUUGAUUAA
This is a messenger RNA of Colletotrichum abscissum, 564 nucleotides long. RefSeq names its product ARP2/3 complex 20 kDa subunit. Gene Ontology annotation, molecular function: actin filament binding. The coding region runs from base 1 to 564 and encodes 187 amino acids. Gene Ontology annotation, cellular component: Arp2/3 protein complex; actin cytoskeleton. The transcript is spliced from 4 exons. Gene Ontology annotation, biological process: actin filament polymerization; Arp2/3 complex-mediated actin nucleation. NCBI's taxonomy places the organism in Eukaryota, Fungi, Ascomycota, Sordariomycetes, Glomerellales, Glomerellaceae. The record is from RefSeq and is a predicted model, not a curated record.